CGGAGCGAGCUUGGUUCUGCACUGUCGGUCGUACAAUAAGCGGGGGGUGCGUCACGAGAGUGGAGGGCAGUUCGGGGGAAUCUUUUGGGGCUACAUGGGUUGUCGGCCCUAGAAUGAGCGCGGCUAGCGACGUGGAGAAAAGUACAUGGCAUCUGGUCUCUUCCGACGGAGGGACGGCCCCUCCUUUCUGUGCUGUCUUCGUCCUGUUUUGUCCAGAUUGUGUGUCCGAUUCCCGGGGAAAUCUUGAUCCCCUCAAGUGUCCGGCUCUUGCCCCAGCCUCCCUCUUCUCCCCUCAGGCGUGUCCCAACUGCCGCUUUGCCAAUCGCGUGGUCGCCCGUCGGGACCACUGGUGUGUAUUUAAAGACUGCCUUCCAAUCGUAAUGGCGUUCAGAGCUGGAAGAUGCCUGGCGAGGUUGGCAUGGAGAAACUCUACUUAUAACUAUUGUACAGCCUCAUACUCACGAGGAGCGCGUUGUCUUGCGGGCAUUCGCAUCGACAGGAAGAUCAUUCACUGCGAUCAGCGGCGGUACACCUUUCAUCCCACCAUGGCAGUUGGCGUGCGGAUGGAGAAGGACACGUUCGGCCCGAUUGACGUGCCGGCCGACAGGUACUGGGGAGCACAAACCCAGCGGUCGCUCCAGAAUUUCGAGAUCGGUGGAGAGAGGGAGCGUAUGCCCGAACAGCUUGUUCGCGCUUUCGGCAUUUUGAAGAAGUGCGCGGCCAAGGUCAACAUCGAGUAUGGCUUGGAUCCGAAAGUCGGCAACGCGGUUAUGCAAGCUGCGCAGGAGGUGGCGGAGGGGAAGCUGAGUGAUCACUUCCCGCUGGUUGUGUGGCAGACAGGCAGUGGAACGCAGACCAACAUGAAUGCUAACGAGGUCAUUGCGAAUCGUGCCGUCGAGAUUUUGGGCGGCAAGCUGGGUGACAAGGGAAUAGUACAUCCCAACGAUCAUGUAAACAUGAGCCAGUCGUCGAACGAUACGUUCCCAGCGGGUAUGCAUAUUGCGGCAGCUAUCGAGUGUACCUCACGACUGCUGCCCAAACUCCAGACAUUGGCAGAUGCACUCGGUGAGAAGGUAGAGGAGUUCAAGGACAUUGUGAAGAUUGGCCGAACGCAUACGCAGGAUGCAGUGCCCCUGACUCUUGGCCAGGAGUUCAGUGGCUAUCACACUCAAGUUCUUUAUGGAAUCCGACGAAUCAAGGACACGUUGCCCAGGCUCUACCAGUUGGCUCAAGGAGGUACUGCUGUUGGAACAGGCCUCAACACCAGGAAAGGGUUUGAUGUGAAGGUUGCGAAGGCCAUUGCGGAAGAGACUGGCCUGCCGUUUGUAACAGCUGAGAACAAGUUUGAGGCGUUGGCUGCUCAUGAUGCGUUUGUGGAAGCCAGUGGUGCAUUGAACACAGUGGCUGUAUCACUGAUGAAGAUCGCUAAUGAUAUCAGGUUCCUUGGAAGUGGACCACGGUGUGGGCUUGGCGAGCUCAUCCUCCCAGAGAACGAGCCAGGCAGUAGCAUCAUGCCGGGUAAAGUGAACCCCACACAAUGCGAGGCCAUCACGAUGGUAUGCUGUCAGGUGAUGGGCAAUAAUGUGACUAUUACCGUUGGUGGCUCAAAUGGUCAUUUUGAACUCAACGUCUUCAAGCCAGUGAUGGCAAAUGCACUCUUACAGUCAAUGAGGUUACUUGGAGAUGCGUCACUGUCCUUCACAAAGAACUGUGUUGUGGGAAUCAAGGCGAACAACACUCGUAUCUCCCAGAUUUUGCGGGAAUCCCUCAUGCUUGUGACUGCAUUGAACCCACAUAUUGGCUAUGACAAGGCAGCAGCUGCAGCUAAGAAGGCUCACAAAGAAGGGACAACCUUGAAGGAGGCGGCUGUUGCACUCGGCGUGGUUACACCUGAGCAAUUUGAUGAGUGGGUUGUGCCAGAGGACAUGAUUGGCCCAAAAGAUUGAGCAUGCUUGGGAGGCUGCCAGUGAACCUGGUGUCUGCUCUGGAGAUCUGCCAGGUUGAUGACUGUCUGGUCAUGGGUUGGAUUGGAAUCUGCAUAGCACGCGCGGAAGGUGAAACAGUGUUUUGUUGAUGUAGAACGAUAGUGUAGACGAUAGUUGGACGUAGGUAGGAGAUGGUUCUAUUGGAAGGAUGGUUGUAUUGGAAGGGGGCAAGAGAUUAGUGGCUGGUUACUGGAAGGCGCGAAGGAGUUGCUAGUGAGUGCUCCAUGAUGUGAGUUAAAACUAAUAUGCUAGUCAAGUUGUCUCUUGGGCCUGGGGGAGCACUGUCCUGUGCAGGCCACUGUGAAACGGUCGAUUUGGAGCCCUGGUGUUUUUUUCGAUCUCUCUCUUUUCCCUCGUAAAAUUUUGGAGGAUGGAUGGAGAAGAAUUUGGAGGAGAAUAAGUGGAGGCUUUGUUUUUGAGCCCAACUUCUUAAUCAAGCAAGUUAUCCUUA
This is a messenger RNA of Chara braunii, 2436 nucleotides long. The record is from the annotation of a GenBank genome assembly. Lineage: Eukaryota; Viridiplantae; Streptophyta; Charophyceae; Charales; Characeae.